GGUCUCUCUGGUAUAAAUAAAGGUCGCGUGGUGAAUCAAGUUAAUGGUACUCCUGGGAAUUAGAGGCGGUAGGAAGGAGGAGGAGGAGGAGAAAGGGGAGCAAUAAUUACAAUAAUAGCAAGAGGAAGAAGAAUUCAAUGCGACUGUGGAAAUACGACGUUGGAAGGACCCUGGGAGAAGGCAAUUUCGGAAAAGUCAAGUACGCCAGAAACCUGGAAUCCGGCCAAUCUUUUGCAAUUAAGAUCUUGGAGAAGCACAGGAUCUUUGACCUCAACAUCACCGAUCAGAUAAAGAGGGAAAUUGGGACCUUAAAGCUUCUCAGACAUCCCAACGUGGUCAGGUUACACGAGGUCCUAGCAAGCAAAUCCAAAAUUUACAUGGUCCUAGAAUUUGUGGACGGCGGCGAAUUGUUUGAUCGAAUAGCAUCCAAGGGGAAACUCUCCGAGGCUCAAGGCAGGAAGCUCUUCCAGCAGUUAAUAGAUGGCGUCAGUUACUGCCACAACAAAGGCGUUUUCCACAGAGAUCUCAAGCUGGAAAACGUGCUGGUUGACGCAAAAGGAAAUGUAAAGAUAACAGACUUCGGCCUCAGUGCCUUGCCCCAACAUUUUAGGGAUGAUGGAUUGCUCCAUACAACGUGCGGAAGUCCCAAUUAUGUUGCCCCUGAAAUUCUUUCUAACAGAGGUUACGAUGGUGCCACAUCAGACACUUGGUCAUGUGGUGUCAUAUUGUACGUAAUUCUCACAGGAUAUCUCCCAUUUGAUGACAGAAAUCUUGCAGUACUUUAUCAGAAGAUCUUCAAAGGUGAUGCUCAGAUACCCAAGUGGCUAUCACCUGGAGCCCAAAACCUAAUUAAGAGAAUACUUGAUCCAAAUCCUUGUACUCGGAUAUCAAUGGCAGACAUCAAAGUGGACGAGUGGUUCAAGCAAGACUACUCUUCUGCAAUACCUUAUGAUGAUGAUGACGACAACAAACAAAAUGCAUUCAUAGAUGAUGCAGUUUUAUCAGUGCAUGAGCCAUCGGAAGCAGAAAAAGAUCCAGAAUCAUCUCACCUCAUUAAUGCCUUUGAGCUGAUUGGAAUGUCUUCCUGUCUAGACCUUUCCGGUUUUUUUGAGAAAGAAGAUGUCUCGGAUAGGAAGAUAAGAUUCGCUUCCACUCACUCUCUAAAAGAAUUGCUUGAGAAGAUUGAGCAGACAGUAACAGAAAUGGGAUUUCAAGUCCACAAGAAGAAUGGAAAGCUCAAAGCGAUACAAGAGCACAAGGGUGACAAAGGCCCAGGUAGCGUCUCAAUAGCAGCAGAAGUCGUUGAAAUAAGCCCAUCUUUGCAUGUUGUUGAAUUACGGAAGUAUUAUGGGGAUCCUGCAGUCUAUAGACAGUUGUGCAAAAAGCUGUCUAAUGAUUUGGGCGCCUCGUCAAGUCAAGAGUGCUUAGCUGCUGAAUUGUGAGUACCCUUGCUGCUUAGCUUAGAGAAUAGAGAUGCUAUAUGCUACGCGAUGUAUACAUGCAUACAAGUAUUAUACAGUGGUACUAUUACCCUACCAAUGAUUCAUUAUAAGAUGUUAGCAGAUGAUUCUUUUAAAACUGUAUAGCGCUUCAGUAGAUCCAGUUCAUUUUAGUCUUUCAUGAUAAAUUAAUAGGUUUGUAAGCUUGGACGAUAAAUAAUUUUCCAAGAAAAUAUACGUACCUUCUAUGCCAUUUUCUCUGUUGCA
Molecule: messenger RNA, 1706 nt
Organism: Coffea arabica (coffee)
Lineage: Eukaryota; Viridiplantae; Streptophyta; Magnoliopsida; Gentianales; Rubiaceae
Source: RefSeq, a predicted model, not a curated record